AUGGAAAAAGACCCGUCUUGAAAGGAAUAAACUAACAGAUAUGACGUCAACAGUGACAGAAAGCCCUAUGAAUAAAAAAUAUUUUUCUCGUGAUGUCUGACAAGUCAACUGUCAGAAAUUUGGAUCUACAUAGCUGCAGCCUACAUAUUCCAAUCGAAUCAUUUCACGUCAACUGACGGACAGUGACUCCUCAAAUCUUCCUGACAUAAGAUCUCGCAGAAUCUGAACAAGUCAAACCGCCUGAAAGUCAGAUUGCUGUGCAACUUCAAUUUCAUCCAUUUCAAGAUUUUUAAACUUCUGGAACUGUAACAGAAAGUGCUUUCCUGUUAAGUUUUGCCGUCUGAUUUCAGAUCAUCUAAGUCCUGUCAAACAGAUGGAAGGUGAGCCUCCCGCAGGAUACAGGCCAAAUGUUGGAGUCUGUCUCUUGAAUUCUAUUAAUGAGGUAUUUGUUGCUUCAAGAUUGAACCUUCCAGGUGCAUGGCAAAUGCCACAGGGUGGAGUUGAAGAAGGUGAAGAGCCAAGAGCUGCUGUCAUCAGAGAAUUGCAAGAAGAAACCGGUAUUAAAUCUGCAGAAAUUGUUGCAGAGGUACCACAAUGGCUAACCUACGACUUUGCUCCUCAUGUGAAAGAAAAGCUCAGUCGAUUGUGGGGACGUGAAUGGAAAGGUCAAGCACAGAAAUGGUUCCUCCUGAAAUUUAUUGGAGAUGAAAAUGAGAUUAAUCUAGCAGGUGAUGGGACAGAAGCGGCUGAGUUUUCUGAGUGGAAAUGGAUGCAACCUGAGCAAGUUAUUGAACAUGCUGUAGAUAACAAGAGACCAGUUUAUGAGCAAGUUUUUAAGACCUUUGCUCCAUACAUAAAUUCGUAAUCAGCUGCACAAUGUAAAAUAUAGGAAAUGUGUAAUCUGCUUUCCUUCAUAUGCAAAUUUCCAUCAUUGUGUCUAGAGAUUGGACACAUGCACAUGAUAAUGUUCUGUAUUUAAAAUUAUUGCAGAUGGGAUUUUGACAAAUGAGCAUAUCAGUUUCAAAAUUAUUUUUUUCUUAUCAAUCUUUUCCUUCCGGAAAUGGGAAUUUCUUAAUUUCUGAAUGCUACA
Cryptomeria japonica (Japanese cedar) is the source of this 1090-nucleotide messenger RNA. RefSeq names its product nudix hydrolase 25. Gene Ontology annotation, molecular function: bis(5'-adenosyl)-pentaphosphatase activity; guanosine-3',5'-bis(diphosphate) 3'-diphosphatase activity. Bases 374 to 865 code for a protein of 163 amino acids. NCBI's taxonomy places the organism in Eukaryota, Viridiplantae, Streptophyta, Pinopsida, Cupressales, Cupressaceae. The record is from RefSeq and is a predicted model, not a curated record. The transcript is spliced from 6 exons. Gene Ontology annotation, cellular component: chloroplast. Gene Ontology annotation, biological process: ribose phosphate metabolic process; nucleoside phosphate metabolic process.